AUGUUAGUUUGUAUUCUGUCUGGGAGACAGGACUGUGGACUGGAGGCAGAACUAACAAAGACCGUGUCUCUGGAGUUAGUAAACCCACUGCUGAUGUCUUUGUCGUCUCUGAGAUCCCAGACCUGCGCUCCAUUGAGCAGCAACGCUGAGUCAAACAGCUUCCUGAGGGCCUACGUCAGGAUGGGUGAAUCAACGUUGGCGGCGUUGAACGGUUUUCAGCAAACAUUUAUAAAUGUGGCGUCAAGUCUCCCUCUCUCCGGGAGUUUGAUGAACACUGUGAGCAGCCUGGUGGAUGCAGCUGUGACGUAUGUCUCAAAGUUCAUGGCAACGUUACUCCAAAUACCGAUGGACUUCAUCAAAAUAGCUUUACAGUUUGGAAUUAGAGUACCAUCCUUAGACGGAGGAGAGAUCUGUGAGCAAGGAGAUCUCAAGCAGCUCAUUAUGUGGGGAAUAAACAACAAUGUGAGUUGGUCCUUCAGCAACUCCAUCAUCAACAUCCUCCUGGACAUCUUCCUGGCUCCAGAAGAGUCUCUGUGCACGUAUCCAGGACCAGAGUGCCAGAAUCCUCCCAGAGGCCCCUUCCAACGCAGCACCUCAGAGGCAACAGACGACACUUAUUAUAGCCACGACAUCCUGCUUAAAUGUGAUCGUCACGACCUGGCCGGGCUCAAUGACACACAGUGUGCCGACCUCCUCGCAGGCUCAACAGCAGCAUCCUCUGCAACUGUGCUCACCUUGUGCCAGGAGCUCAGCUCCCUCAGACCUGACCAGAUAGAGCAGGUGUGGAGCAACAUGUGUUAUGCUAUGCGAGCACUGGUGUCUCUGCUCCUCAGCAGGUCACCUGACUGUAGCUUUGAGGACACACAGCCUCCUCCUGCCGUCACCUCCACCCCUGCACCUCAUCGAGUAGCCAGAGAAGCCUCCAACCUCAAACAGCUCGCUUGUAACUACAACAGCUGGUCGGGAAACGAGGUGGCAGACCCUGUACUCGUGUCACUGUGCAGUGAUAACGAACGCAAGGAGUUUGUGACGCAGGUGUGUAACAAUGCUUCAUUGAUGAAGAAGCUGCUUACAGAUGAGAUGAACAGCUGGCUUUAUGGAUACUGUGCCAACUCCUCUGCAGACCCCAUGUACAUGGUGAGUCAGUUCUGCGUCUAUGAGCAGUGGCUCGAGCAGCCCUCAGUCCUGGUGCCCCCCUUGCUGCUGGAGUUCUGUAUGAGCCUGGACAGUCCCAGACUGACCAAACUAAUCUGUGAACACACCGGAUUCUUCCUGCUUUUAUUCUCCAGCCCUGGCAAUGUGCAGUUCCUGCCUAACUGUACACUCCUGCCCCCUCCGUCACCAUUUUCCGACAUGGAUUUAUUAGUAUUAGAUUCUUGUCGUUACUCAGAGUGGCAUGAUGCGAUGCAAAUCAGCCUCGAUGUCUUGACACAGUGCAUCCGCCUCGAUAACAUUGGUUUCACUAAAGAAGUUUGUUCCAAUAAAACAUUUCUAAACACUCUGCUGCUCAAUAAAGAAAAUGCGUGGCUUGAGAGUCAUUGCGACUCCUCUCUCGCCUUUCCACCUCCGGAGCCGGAGCCGACCCAGGUCUUCAACAUCGCAGACUGGUGCGACUACCACACGUGGGGAGAGCGGCAGGUGGACGAUUCAGUGGUCGGUCUCUGUUGGCAACACGAUCAGCUUGCUUUUCAGAAGAAUGUCUGCUGCAAAGCAUCUGUGUUUGAAAAGCUGUUACAAGACCCUCAGAACCAAUGGCUGACAGCAGUGUGCACAGACAUUGAGGAAAUAACCGUGUUACCGCAGGUGUGCAAAUACUUUGAGUGGACCCGUCCCAUCAUCGUGGACAUGACUGAGGUAGCGCUCUGCGCUGAGAUCGACCCACUUAACUUCAUCUCUAAAGUCUGCGCCAAUGACACAGUCCUCCAAAACCUGUUGGCCAACCAGGACAACACCUGGAGCCGUCAAGCGCGUGGGUGGGCAGCAUGUGCACCACUUACACCAACUUCACCACCACCCCCAUCAACAGCAGCACAACCCCAGAGCCUAAUUUUUGCCUGGCCAAGAGCCUGGUGGGUCGGUUCAACUGGACCUGCUCAGCUGACUUCACCUCCGCCUGCGAGCCCGGGGCCAGUCAGAACAUGGCCCUGCACAUGA
Molecule: messenger RNA, 2154 nt
Organism: Plectropomus leopardus (leopard coralgrouper)
Lineage: Eukaryota; Metazoa; Chordata; Actinopteri; Perciformes; Serranidae
Source: RefSeq, a predicted model, not a curated record